Cyprinodon variegatus (sheepshead minnow) is the source of this 1025-nucleotide messenger RNA. It is a transcript of the gene emp3a, whose product is annotated as epithelial membrane protein 3-like. Gene Ontology annotation, cellular component: plasma membrane. The record is from RefSeq and is a predicted model, not a curated record. The transcript has 5 exons. NCBI's taxonomy places the organism in Eukaryota, Metazoa, Chordata, Actinopteri, Cyprinodontiformes, Cyprinodontidae. The coding region runs from base 230 to 727 and encodes 165 amino acids.
AGGAAAUUGGUGUAAAGAACUCCUCCUCUGCCCAACUCUGCAUUCCUUCUCCGCACCCUUUUUUUCUUUUUAAGUGAAUGGUCCCCAAUGUUUCCACAGACGGAAGAAGAAAGGAAAGCAAAGGAACAGCAACUGCAAACACUAGUAGAUAGAGGUGUUUAUAUCCUGCUGCUCUGAAGUUAACGGAGUUGCUUGGCUAUAGGAUACAUACAUCUUGCUGCAUACAAAUAUGGUUUGUCUGCUGGUGUCCAUCACUUUGCUGCAUUUGGUCAGCUUGGCCAUGCUUUUCAUCGCCACUCUGGAGAAGUCCUGGUGGGUAUGGACAGAGUCAGAAAUCACUGACCUCUGGCAUAACUGCUUCUAUAUGAACACCACACAAACCUGGGUGUGUGCAGCCACAACUGAAAGCGACUGGCUUCAAUCGGUCCAGGCCCUCAUGAUCCUGUCUGUGGUCUUUUCAUCUGUUUCCUUGCUGGUGUUUCUGGGUCAGCUCUUCAUCUUAUCCAAGGGGAGUCUCUUUUACUUUACAGGCCUCUGCCAGGCAUUUGCAGCUUUCACUGACUUUGCUGCUUGCCUCAUCUUCACCCUCCACAAAAAAGAGAUUCUAAGCAAUUCCAGAGAUCUGAGCAAAGGGCGCCCUGGCUACUGUGUCAUCAUAGCAUGGCUGUGCGUCCCUCUUCUUCUCAUCAGCGCAGUCCUGUACGUUCAUCUGCGGAAGAAACAGUGAAUCAAGGAUAAAUAUAUGCAGACAGCGACCAGGUUUUUCUGACACUCUUUACCCUUAAUAAGAUAAAAUUAGGAGAAAUAUUUCCAAGAGUGAACUUUUUUAAUUUUUUUUAUUUUUGUAUGAUGGUAACGUAAGGUAAGGUAUCUAAAAAUAUAUUCAGUUCUAUUGAAUUGUAUUGUGUUUAUCAGAAGCGUGUUGUGAUUUGUUAUUUCUGGAAAAAAUGCUAUAUGAAAAAGGGAUACUUACAGCUUGAUUUCAUUGUAUUCUGAAAUAUAAAAAUCGGUGAAUAAACUCAUAA